UAUUACGCUACUGGAGAUAAUAUGAAAACCAUAGGAGAUACACUUGGUUUUCAUAAAUCAAGUGUAUCAAGAAGUGUCAGAGAUGUAUCGCAGGCGCUAGUGAACAUAUCUUCACAGUUCAUUAAGUGGCCAUCCCAGAAUGAGAUGGUGAUAAUUAAGAGAGGAUUUUAUUCAAUUGCUGGAUUUCCUGCUGUGGUUGGUGCUGUGAACUGCACACAUGUGAGAAUUAUUGCUCCAUCUGAUCACGAACCUGCUUAUGUCAACCGUAAGGGGUACCACUCUAUCAACACCCAGGCUAUAUGCAAUCAUAAAGGCAAAUUUACUAACAUUGUUGCAAAAUGGCCCGGCUCCAACCACGAUUCUUUCAUCUUCCGAGAAUCUGAUAUCGGGGCCUACCUUGAACAGUGUAAACCUGAAUGUGCAGCAAAAAUAAUUGUGGCAUGUGCUGUUUUACACAAUAUUGCUCAGGACAGGAGAGAGACAAUCAAUGAUGCUGGCUGUGAUGACACUCAGGACCAAACAGAUGAGGCUGAUGUCUUACUAGAUGAAGUAGCUGCCCAGUCCAUAAAUAACAAUAUCAGACAAUUCAUUGUCAAUAACUACUUUUAA
Messenger RNA from Saccostrea echinata, 609 nucleotides. Its product is annotated as putative nuclease HARBI1. The transcript is spliced from 3 exons. The coding region runs from base 22 to 609 and encodes 195 amino acids. The record is from RefSeq and is a predicted model, not a curated record. Lineage: Eukaryota; Metazoa; Mollusca; Bivalvia; Ostreida; Ostreidae.